CCUUCUGCCACCCACUUGUCUGUCUGUGAGCUGGAAGCCGAUCUCCCUGUUGGCUGGGACAGGUGGGCUGUGGCGCCGCCCCUGGCAACGCGGCCCUGGAAGCCCCAGCUGGGGCCUGCACCCCUUGCCAGAGCUGUCUUGUGGAAAUGAAGGUUUAAGGACAAGUUGUCUAUCAGAUUAGAAGAUGGGAUCGAACAGCAGCAGAAUCGGUGAUCUUCCUAAAAAUGAGUACUUAAAAAAAUUAUCAGGCACAGAAUCUGUCUCUGAGAAUGACCCAUUCUGGAAUCAGCUUCUGUCAUUUUCUUUCCCUGCACCAACUAGCAGUACCGAGUUGAAGCUCUUGGAGGAGGCAACCAUUUCAGUCUGCAGGUCUUUAGUUGAAAACAAUCCACGAACAGGAAACCUUGGUGCACUCAUUAAGGUCUUCCUUUCUAGAACCAAAGAACUAAAACUUUCAGCAGAAUGUCAAAAUCACAUCUUCAUUUGGCAGACACACAAUGCUUUGUUUAUUAUUUGCUGUUUGCUGAAAGUGUUCAUUUGUGAGAUGUCUGAGGAAGAGUUGCAACUUCAUUUUACUUAUGAAGAAAAAUCUCCUGGCAGUUACAGUUCUGACUCCGAAGAUCUUUUGGAAGAAUUGCUCUGCUGUUUGAUGCAGUUAAUCACUGAUAUUCCACUCUUAGAUAUUACAUAUGAAAUAUCAGUAGAAGCUGUGUCAACAAUGGUGGUUUUCCUUUCCUGCCAACUGUUCCAUAAAGAAGUUUUGCGACAGAGUAUCAGUCACAAGUAUUUGAUGCGAGGUCGAUGUCUUCCAUACACCAGCAAACUUGUGAAAACCUUAUUGUAUAACUUUAUCAGACAAGAAAAGCCUCCGCCUCCAGGAGCACACGUUCUCCCCCAGCAGUCGGACAGCGGGGGACUGCUGUACGGACUGGCCUCAGGAGUAGCAACUGGACUCUGGACUGUCUUCACACUGGGUGGUGUGGGCAGCAAAGCAGCCGCCGCUCCAGAACUUUCUUCCCCUCUGGCCAACCAGAGUCUCCUGCUUCUGCUGGUGCUGGCCAACCUGACAGAUGCUGCAGACGCACCAAACCCCUACAGACAGGCCAUCAUGUCCUUCAAGAAUACUCAAGAUAGCAGUCCUUUCCCCUCAUCAAAUCCACAUGCUUUCCAGAUUAACUUUAACAGUUUGUACAUGGCCCUCUGUGAACAGCAGACAUCUGAUCAAGCAACCCUCCUUUUGUAUACAUUGCUGCAUCAGAAUAGUAAUAUUAGAACAUACAUGUUGGCUCGCACAGAUAUGGAAAAUCUUGUUUUACCAAUUCUCGAGAUUCUGUAUCAUGUGGAAGAAAGAAAUUCACACCAUGUGUAUAUGGCCCUUAUAAUAUUGUUGAUCCUUACGGAAGAUGAUGGCUUCAAUAGGUCCAUUCACGAAGUGAUAUUAAAAAAUAUUACUUGGUAUUCAGAACGGGUUUUAACUGAAAUUUCACUGGGGAGUCUUCUGAUACUAGUUGUAAUAAGAACCAUUCAGUACAACAUGACAAGAACCAGAGACAAGUACCUUCACACAAAUUGUUUGGCAGCUUUAGCCAAUAUGUCGGCACAGUUUCGUUCUCUCCAUCAGUAUGCUGCCCAGAGGAUCAUCAGCUUGUUUUCCUUGCUGUCCAAAAAACACAACAAAGUUCUGGAACAAGCCACACAGUCCUUGAGAGGUUCACUGAGUUCCAAUGAUGUUCCUUUACCAGAUUAUGCACAAGACCUAAAUGUCAUUGAAGAAGUGAUUCGAAUGAUGUUAGAGAUCAUCAAUUCCUGCCUGACAAAUUCUCUUCAUCACAAUCCAAACUUGGUGUAUGCACUGCUUUACAAACGCGAUCUCUUUGAACAAUUUCGAACUCAUCCUUCAUUUCAGGAUAUAAUGCAAAAUAUUGAUCUGGUGAUCACCUUCUUUAGCUCACGGUUACUACAGGCUGGAGCUGAGCUGUCAGUGGAACGGGUCCUGGAAAUCAUCAAGCAAGGGGUUGUCGCGCUGCCCAAAGACAGGCUGAAGAAAUUUCCAGAACUGAAAUUCAAAUAUGUGGAAGAGGAGCAGCCCGAGGAGUUUUUUAUCCCCUACGUUUGGUCCCUGGUGUACAACACAGCAGUAGGCCUAUACUGGAACCCGCAGGACAUCCAGCUCUUCACCAUGGAUUCCGACUGAGGGCGGGAUGCUGCCUCCCAGCCUGACCCCCUCCAGCCAAGCAGCUCUUCUAGUGAUGUUUUUCUGGGGAACAGAGGUAGACAGAGUCCCUGGCAUGUCUUCCAUUGAGGAGGAUCACACUGGCGUGUUUCCCUUGCACACUCGGGUUUGCAGAAUUGGUGCCAGUUGGCAGUAGAUCACUCACUUUAGAUGAUAGUGGGGGGGGGGCCACAGAACAAUAAUAAAUGUAAAAACCUGCUGUUUCA
Phacochoerus africanus (Common warthog) is the source of this 2439-nucleotide messenger RNA. RefSeq names its product dymeclin (gene DYM). The record is from RefSeq and is a predicted model, not a curated record. Bases 185 to 2194 code for a protein of 669 amino acids. Gene Ontology annotation, cellular component: Golgi apparatus. The transcript is spliced from 17 exons. Lineage: Eukaryota; Metazoa; Chordata; Mammalia; Artiodactyla; Suidae. Gene Ontology annotation, biological process: Golgi organization.